Hippocampus comes (tiger tail seahorse) is the source of this 504-nucleotide messenger RNA. RefSeq names its product cysteine-rich protein 1 (gene crip1). The transcript is spliced from 4 exons. The coding region runs from base 114 to 344 and encodes 76 amino acids. The record is from RefSeq and is a predicted model, not a curated record. NCBI's taxonomy places the organism in Eukaryota, Metazoa, Chordata, Actinopteri, Syngnathiformes, Syngnathidae.
AUGCGGAGAGUUAUAAAGGCGGCGGGGCAAGUGUGCGCACAUCCAGCCCGGCGGUCUUUGAGGUGGUUUCGCUCGCACUGCAAUCAAUCAUCUUCACAAAAAAGGAUCCAAACAUGCCAAAGUGUCCCAGUUGCAACAAGGAGGUCUACUUUGCGGAGAAGGUGUCCUCUUUAGGCAAAGACUGGCACAGACCCUGCCUCAGGUGCGAGAAGUGCCGUAAGACGCUGUCGUCGGGAUCUCACGCUGAGCAUGAUGGCAAGCCCUACUGCCACAACCCCUGCUACAGUGCACUCUUUGGACCCAGAGGAUUUGGAUACGGUGGAGCGGAGAGUCACAAAUACUAAAAUUGCAAUCGAGAGUACAUAAAAAAAACAUGUAAACACACACACACAAACACACACACACACACACACUCCAUGUUCGAUUGGUGAUGGUUUGUCCUCCAAAUUUGACUGGUUUUUACAGUGGACAUUUUGACCAAUAAAGGCUUGUCAAUGUGCCACA